CGCGCGCGGCCUGCGGGACAGACUGGGGGAGGGAGUCGGGUUGCCGCUGAGUGCCGCCAUAUUAGCGACCGCGGAGGCCGGGGGAUUCCCGUGAGCGGCGGCGGCGGCGGCGGGGCCUGGCGCAGCGGCGGGGACUCGAACGGGCGAGGCGUGUUCCUGGGACCGGCGGGAACCGGCGGGAGCCGGCUGGCGACCGGAGCGAGGCAGGCUGCCCUCGGCUGCGGGCCCCGCCCCGCCCGCCCGCCCGCCAUGGACCAGGACUAUGAGCGAAGGCUCCUGCGACAGAUCAUCAUCCAGAAUGAGAACACGGUGCCAUGUGUCUCAGAGAUUCGGAGAACCCUGACACCAGCCAACUCCCCAGUGUCCUCGCCCAGCAAGCACGGUGACCGCUUCAUCCCCUCGCGGGCUGGGGCUAACUGGAGUGUCAACUUCCACAGGAUCAAUGAAAAUGAGAAGUCCCCCAGCCAGAACCGCAAAGCCAAGGACGCUACCUCUGACAAUGGCAAAGAUGGCCUGGCUUACUCUGCACUGCUGAAGAAUGAACUACUGGGCGCUGGCAUUGAGAAGGUGCAGGAUCCCCAGACGGAGGAUCGCAGGCUACAGCCGUCCACCCCAGAGCACAAGGGGCUCUUUACGUAUUCCCUCAGCAGCAAGCGCUCGAGUCCAGACGAUGGCAAUGACGUGUCCCCAUACUCCUUAUCCCCUGUCAGCAACAAAAGUCAGAAGCUGCUGCGGUCCCCACGGAAGCCCACGCGCAAGAUCUCCAAGAUUCCCUUCAAGGUGCUGGACGCGCCCGAGCUCCAGGACGAUUUCUACCUCAACCUGGUGGACUGGUCCUCCCUCAACGUGCUCAGCGUGGGGCUGGGCACCUGCGUGUACCUGUGGAGCGCGUGCACCAGCCAGGUGACCCGGCUCUGUGACCUCUCUGUAGAAGGGGACUCAGUGACUUCCGUGGGCUGGUCUGAGCGGGGGAAUCUGGUCGCCGUUGGCACACACAAAGGCUUCGUGCAGAUCUGGGAUGCCGGUGCCGGGAAGAAACUGUCCACCCUGGAGGGCCACACAGCACGAGUGGGGGCGCUGGCCUGGAAUGCUGACCAGUUGUCAUCUGGUAGCCGUGACCGCAUGAUCCUACAGCGGGAUAUCCGCACACCACCCCUGCAGUCAGAGCGGCGGCUGCAGGGCCACCGGCAAGAAGUGUGUGGCCUAAAGUGGUCCACUGACCACCAGCUACUCGCCUCAGGAGGCAAUGACAACAAGCUGCUCGUGUGGAACCACUCAAGCCUCAGUCCUGUGCAGCAGUACACGGAGCACCUGGCAGCCGUGAAGGCUAUUGCCUGGUCCCCACACCAGCAUGGACUACUGGCAUCUGGUGGUGGCACAGCUGACCGCUGUAUCCGGUUCUGGAACACUCUGACAGGCCAGCCACUGCAGUGCAUUGACACAGGCUCACAAGUAUGCAACCUAGCCUGGUCCAAGCACGCCAACGAGCUAGUGAGCACACAUGGCUACUCACAGAACCAGAUCCUUGUGUGGAAGUACCCGUCCCUUACACAGGUGGCCAAGCUCACUGGCCACUCGUAUCGUGUCCUCUACCUGGCCAUGUCCCCUGAUGGGGAGGCCAUCGUCACUGGAGCUGGGGAUGAGACCCUGCGGUUCUGGAAUGUCUUCAGCAAAACCCGCUCUACAAAGGAGUCUGUGUCUGUGCUCAACCUCUUCACCCGGAUCCGAUAGACCCGCAGGCGGGACGUGCAGCCCCACGGGCAGAGAUGGAGUAGCCAGCAUGCAUGGGCCCUGCUGUACCUGCCGUCCCCAGAGCCAUCUGGCGGGCGGGAACCGGGCCAGAGACCCCAGAGUCUCAUUAAAUGCCUCCUUGUGAGCUGUGGAUCCAGUAUCUGGGACGGGAACACGGGGACCCUCAGCCGGACGGACACUUGCGACCUGUUACCACUGCCCAAGCCAUAUUGGACACCACUGAACAGGAGGCUGAGGGCCCAUCAAACCCCCAAACCCAGUGGGACCUGGGACGAGAGCCAUGGUGUCCCUCCCUGCAGCCACCCCAGCUACACCCAAGCCAGAACAUCCUGGGAGGAGCUGGCAGUGACCUGUGACAUUCUAAUUGCAGUGCCACCCUGUGUCUGUGUGUGCUCCUCCUGUAACCCCUUCCUGUGGGUGUCAGCCCUGUCCCCAGCCAGCUGCUUUGUCUGCCUUGUCCGCCUCUUGGCCUUCUUUAAGCUUCCCAGGCCUCCCUGUCUUCCGACCCCAUUUCUACUGCCCCUCCUCCCUGGGGAGCCCCAGUGUGGUGGCAGUGGCCUAUGGUGUGUGCAUGUGUGUAUAUAUGUAUUUGUGACACCUUGG
This is a messenger RNA of Arvicanthis niloticus (Nile rat), 2355 nucleotides long. The record is from RefSeq and is a predicted model, not a curated record. NCBI's taxonomy places the organism in Eukaryota, Metazoa, Chordata, Mammalia, Rodentia, Muridae.